UGUACUCUCUGUACUCUCUGUACUCUCUGUACUCUCUGUACUCUCUGUACUCUCUGUACUCUCUGUACUCUCUGUACUCUCUGUACUCUCUAUACUCUCAACUCUACUACUUCGACUGUCCUCUGCUUUCCCCAUAUUCUGGUUCCCAGAUUCCAACUACCGGAUACCACGUUCUUCCUCAUUCCCGAGUUCCAUCCCUUCGGUUCUUAAGGAUAUAUUCUCCUCGCAAUAUUCUCUCAAUAUCUUCUUCUUGAUACUUCUACUCAAUUGCGUCUUCCUCAAUCAUCGCCUUCCUUUUAUUGUCCUCUUUGGUGGUUCACUCCCGUGUGCUCGUCAUCGAACUGUCCCACUCUAUCUACCGCCUAUCCUUCUGAGCGAUGCUUACCUGGUUUCGUCCGCUUUGCUCCUCUUCGCCUCACCUCCUUUAAUUUAAUUCCAACAUUAUCCCUCGAUAAGAACCGAAUUCUUCCUUGGCUCGCUCGACUCGAGAUCUUGCGAUCUUUUUCAUUACACCUCUUGUUCCCUUCUCCCCAUCCCUACUUGCCACUUCAACACCGACCAUCCACCAUGGCUACUCAUGUCGUCACCGCUACUACUACCUCUCCCACCCCUUCCGGCAACCAAUUCUCCGUCUACGGCCAACCUUCCCCUGUGAAUUCGGCCACCGCCACUCCCUCCAACAACUCACCGACGUCUCCGCGGCAACAAUAUCUCCCGCUCAAUAACCGUCAAUUGCGCCCGCCCAAGGCCCCCUUGUAUGUUCCCGCGGCCUUGCGCCCGACAGAGCGCCCGCAGAAGCAUUCACCCCCAACACCUCCACGCAGUGUCCAUGGCUCCCUUGACAGCUUGAACGAUGGAGAGGAGCAGACUGUCAGUAGCCGCCGCUCCACCAUGGACAGCACCACCAGCGGAGGAGUGAGUAGACUGGCUGAGAACGAGUGGAUGCGACAUGAACAUCUGGGCCAGGUGACCGGUCUUCCCACGCGGGAUCAUUGGAAGGCUGAUGCAGCUUCCCCCAACUGCGACUCCCCCACCUGCCGCUCCUCCUUUGGAAUCUUCCUUCGCCGGCAUCACUGCCGCCACUGUGGGCAUGUCUUUUGCUCCUCCCACACCCCCUUUCACGUCCCCCUCGACCAGUCCGCCCGCUUCCACCCCGACGGGGUGCCGUCGCGGGCAUGCGACCUUUGUUGGCACGCCUUCCAGCGCUGGGAAGAGUCUCGCUCCGACCGCCUGAAUAAGAUUCAAGGCGCGAUUGACGAGCAGUCCUCCAGCUCUGGCUCCGACCGUGACCCCUCCGAGACUCAGGAAUCCUCGCCGGUCGAGGGCCCUCGAGCCAAACUGGCCGCGAUGCUGGGACCCAAUCCCAACGAGAUGGCCGCAAGCGUUCCGCGCGGCUGGAACUGGAGUACCUUUUAAUUUGCCUUACGAACCCCACGCCUGAUUUACCUCUUACGAUACGAUACCACGUCCGCCGUUCCAUUGGACAUUGCGCUCGCUGCGGACUUACUUUUCUACCCACGCCCGUUCUAGAAUAACACUCGCCUUUUUUCUCUUUCUCGACUUGAUGCCUCUUUUUUUUUUUCCUUCGUUCAGUGAUUCCGUGUUGGAGCCCUGUCUUGUUUGCUUGACUGUUUUGGAGUGCUACCAUUUUUUUUUUUUUUCUCUACACGGGUCACUCCCAACCCACUAAUGUCAUCACGCGAUCGUCAUAGAGACGGGGGGAUAUUUCUUUCGUUGCUUUUCCUUGAUACUCAGGAUACCCCGUCAUUUUCUCUUCAUCGUUCGGCGAUCUUCUGCCAUUUCGAGCCUUCGUUUCUGCUGUUUUUUU
Messenger RNA from Aspergillus candidus, 1828 nucleotides. Its product is annotated as FYVE zinc finger domain-containing protein. NCBI's taxonomy places the organism in Eukaryota, Fungi, Ascomycota, Eurotiomycetes, Eurotiales, Aspergillaceae. The coding region runs from base 568 to 1416 and encodes 282 amino acids. Gene Ontology annotation, molecular function: phosphatidylinositol-3-phosphate binding; ubiquitin binding; metal ion binding. The record is from RefSeq and is a predicted model, not a curated record. Gene Ontology annotation, biological process: protein targeting to vacuole; protein transport to vacuole involved in ubiquitin-dependent protein catabolic process via the multivesicular body sorting pathway. Gene Ontology annotation, cellular component: ESCRT-0 complex. The transcript is spliced from 2 exons.